Molecule: messenger RNA, 1975 nt
Organism: Paramecium sonneborni
Lineage: Eukaryota; Ciliophora; Oligohymenophorea; Peniculida; Parameciidae
Source: the annotation of a GenBank genome assembly
AUGUUAAAAUUUCAAAAACCUUAAACUUGCUCAAAGCAUUUUAUCUCAUAAAUAAUUGAGCGCUUUGAUUUUUUUGGAAUGCUUCCAUAAUUUAGAAUAUUAAAGAGACAAAAGUUCUCUACACCUUUAGGUUAAGGUCUUACUAUGGUCAUAUGUUCAGCCUAUUUAUAUUACAUUAUACAUGAAAUAUUAGAUUUGACUAAUAGAUAGAGUCCUAGAGUAGUGUUUUCAGAAUUCCAACCCUCGAAUACUUCUGUAAGAAUCAAAAAUAUAAUAAGCCCCUGCAUUUAAGUAAAAAUAACUUUACAUUUGCAGUAACAAUAGCAAAUCUUCAAUUAAGUUCAAUGCAAACUCUAAAUAAAUAUUUUACUUUAAGUGUACAAAAUUGUUUAAGAGAGCGAUCAUUGAAUGAAAAUGGAAUUGCUUAAAUUGAAUACAAGUAAGAUACUUACAAUAUUAUUUAGCUGUACAAAUAUUCCUUUAGAACCAUGUCAAAUGGAUCAACAUUUUUAAGAGUAAUAUUAACAAGAAUAUUUCAAAAACUUUAAGCUUCAAUUUAUGUAUUGUCCUAAAAUAGACUAUUGGGAUGAGUUUGGUUUGGUAUUUUAUGCUACUUAAUCUUAAGUAACUUUAAGGGUAUACUUAAGAUGAUCGAUUUCAAUUUUUGACAGUAACUUUUAGUAUAUGCAAAAAUUCAACUGAUUAUUAAGGUUGUGCAUCUAUGGAAGAAAUAAAUAGUAAUAUGUAAUCUGGAUUUUUUGUAAAAUUAUAUAUUAAACCUAUGUAGGUAUUACAUUUAAGUGAUACAUUAAUUUAGAUGAAUUCUCCAUCAAAACCUUAUGAAGAUGUGAUUUCUAUUUAAUAUACUCAGUUUUCUUUAUAAAAUUCUAAAUCUUUACAUUCAACCUUUAAAGUGACUGAAACUACAACUGAUUAUGGUAUUUUUAGAACAAAUAAUAUUUUGGAUACUGCCUUAUCAUAAUCUACAAUAAAAGAAGAGAGCACAUCAUAUAAUUAAUAGUUUUUAGUAUAAAACUCAAUCUUUUUAGAAUAUAGAAGAAGUUAAUACUAAAGAAAUUAUCUUAAACUUUAUACUUUAUUAGGAUAAAUGGGAGGAUUAUGGUAAAUAACGAUCGUUUUUAUGAAUUGUCUAUUCUAUCCAAUUUUAUUUUCCUCGAUGAAUUUAGCUAUGGCUAACAAGAUAUUUAGAUUUGAAAACUAAGAAUCUCUUGACUUAGACAUAAUGUCAGUAGCUAAAUCUGUUCCUAUAAAUAAAAGUGAUAUAAGAGAAUAUUAAGAUGAUGCUUUAAAAUCAGAAAAUUUAUAAGCGAGAAAAUCUUUUGCUGAAUUCUCUAAAACAUAGCAUGAAAUCAAAAAGUUUUUAAGAAAAAAAAAAUGUUCAUUAAAUUUUACAUUACUUGAUAAUAUUAAAUUUCAACUUGGUUGUAAAAAAGAUAAGUAAAGAUAAUUAAAAUAUGCAAUGAAUAAAAUAAUUAAUAAAUUAGAUAUUUGUUAAUUGAUAAGUAAAUUUAAUGAAUUAGAUAAAUUGAAACAUAUUUUAUUGAACAAAGAUUAAUUAGCUUUGUUUAAUUAUCUUCCAAAACCUAUGAUACCUUAUGAUAUGUUUGAUGAUAAUUUUGAAAAAAAGAUUAAAGAAUUAGAAAAAAAAUAAGAGUAUAAAUUUAUAUUAGAAAAUGAGAAACCAGAUGUACUUAGAUUAGAUGAUGCUUAUGAGGCUUAUUCAAGAUUAAUAAAGAAAUAAGAACUAUCUACAAUAGAUGAAGCUAUCAUAUAAUUUAUGGAUGAUGAUAUAAGGAGAUUGUUUUCUAGAAUAUAUUCCAAUUAAUUAGAAAUGAUAUGUUAAAAUCUAUAAUCAUCAUAAGUGUUUAUGAAAAAUAAUACUGAAAGAGUAGAAAUUUAGGAUGAACCUCAUAUACAAUUAGUAUUUGGUAGUAUUACAAGCAGAUAGUAUUGA